Molecule: messenger RNA, 3361 nt
Organism: Peromyscus eremicus (cactus mouse)
Lineage: Eukaryota; Metazoa; Chordata; Mammalia; Rodentia; Cricetidae
Gene: Yy2
Product: YY2 transcription factor
Exons: 2
Coding region: 337-1458 (373 amino acids)
Biological process (GO): regulation of transcription by RNA polymerase II
Cellular component (GO): PcG protein complex; transcription regulator complex
Molecular function (GO): RNA polymerase II cis-regulatory region sequence-specific DNA binding; DNA-binding transcription factor activity, RNA polymerase II-specific
Source: RefSeq, a predicted model, not a curated record
CCUAGAAGGGAAAUUUAUAUUCAUUUAGUAAUUAGGACAGCAGGAAAGCCAGUGCAGGCUCCAUAAGCCCUUCAGAGGUGCGCUAUCAUUUAGGCAGAUCAUUUAGGCAUGCGCAGGAUAUGCUUCCUGGAUGGUCUGUCGCAGUGCAGUGACGUAUUCAGUGGCACGUCCAGUGACGCAUGCAGUGGCGUGUCCAACGCAUGCGCAUAUCCUGCCGGAAACAGCACUUAACGCCUCAGACGACGGCCAGCUUUUCUCCGAAGCGCACGCUUUUCGUCGAGCUCUUGGCAAUCUCCCACCUGCUUGCUACCCAGUACUGCUACGUGGGUCUCAGCCAUGGCCUCAGAGAAACUUGUCUGUUUCACCUCAGAAAACGCAGAAAUUCCCGAUGAUUUUGUGGAGCUUCAGCCACUCAAUGUAGAAACGGUUUCUGUGGAAACCAGUGCAAUUCAAACCAUCGAAUUGUACGAAGACGUAGGUGUCGAUUGGGCACAUGGUGGCCACUACCACUCUCCUCUUAUUGCUCUGCAGCCACUUGCGGGCAGUACCCUGAGUAAUGGGGACCAUGAUCAGGAAAUGGUCAUCGUGCAGACACGAGAGGAGGUGGUGGGCUACCAGGACUCAGACAACCUGCUAAUCAGUGCUGAAUUUGAAAGCCAGAUGGUUGUUCCGGUUACUAAUCAAGACGACUAUCUCCAGCCGACCACUGCCUCUUUCUCAGGCUUCUUGGAGACAGAGCAUGGUCAAGGUGAGCUCAGCCCCUAUGAAGGGAAUCUCUGUAGUUUGGCGACCAUUAUCGAGGCCAGUGCAGAAGAAGGCGUGAACCCUGACCUGGGCGACAAACAGUGGGAGCAGAAGCAGAUAGAAAUCGAAGCUCUUGCAGGAGAAUUACCCUUUGCCAUAUGGGAGGCUACUGAACAAGAAGAUCCCAUGGCCGAAGGGCAGGCUGGCGACUCACCUCCUGAUUAUUCCGAAUACAUGACAGGAAAGAAAUUUCCUCCUGAAGGAAUACCUGGCAUUGACCUGUCUGAUCCCAAACAGCUGGCAGAAUUUACAAGCAUGAAACCGAAAAAGCCCAAAGGAGACUUCCCAAGACCUAUUGCUUGCUCUCAUAAAGGCUGCGAGAAGAUGUUCAGGGAUAACGCCGCCAUGAAAAAGCAUUUGCACAUCCAUGGGCCUAAAGGGCACGUCUGUGCAGAAUGUGGCAAAGCCUUUGUUGAGAGUUCGAAGCUGAAACGUCAUCAGCUGGUUCACACUGGAGAGAAGCCCUUCCAGUGUACCUUUGAAGGCUGUGGGAGACGCUUUUCCCUGGAUUUCAAUCUGCGCACUCAUGUCCGAAUUCAUACUGGAGACAAGCCCUUCGUGUGCCCAUUUGAUGCCUGCAACAAGAAGUUCGCUCAGUCGACCAACUUGAAAUCACAUAUUUUAACACAUGUUAAGAGCAAGAAUGACCAUUAAAGAAAGUGAGAAGAUCCUUCUGAAGCCUGGGAAGUAUUUUACACUAAUGUGCCUGGGAAUAAAUAUGCCUCUUGUUUGCAUAGUUCUAGAAAAGUUAGUGCAGAUGAAUUCUACAUAUCUGAGGUUUAUCUUUUGAUAGAGUAAAAGUUAAAAGUUUUAUGUUGGUAAGAUGCCCUAUUUUGUGCUGCAGUGGGGUUUUUGUGAAGUUUGGUUUCAACAAGAUAGACUAAUUCACUAACCUCACAUAGUUGCUGAGAUGCCAUGUGUUUUGUACUGUUAUUUUUUGAAGCUUGGUUUCAACAAGAGACUAAUUCACAAAGCUCAUAUUGUUGCUAAAGAUGGCCUUUGUUAUUUUGCACCGGACUUUUUGAGAAGUUUGGUUUCAACAGGAGACUAAAUCACGAAACUCAUAUUGCUAAAAUAUCCUAUCUUCUGCAGUGGUAUUUUCAUGAAAGUAGUUAGAACAAGAGACUGUUUCACAAACUAGAUAUGCUAAAAUGACCUGUUUUAUUCUCCAGUGGUAUUUUUAUGAAACUUGCUUUCAACAGGAGGCUAACUCAUAAACCACAUUGUUUCUAAAGAUGGCCUGUGUUAUGUUGCUCUGAAGUGUUUUGAGAAGCUCGAAUUCAGCAGGAGACUAAAUCACAAGCCUCUUUGUUGCUAAGAUGCUCUGUGUUUUCUGCCGGGUGAUUUUUUUGUGGUUUGGUUCAACAGGAGACUACAUCAUAAACCUCAUAUUGCUAAGGUAUCCUAUCUUCUUCUGAAGUAUUUUUUUGAAGUUUGGUUUUAACAAGAGACGAUUUCAUGACCUUUAUAUGCUAAAAUGACUGCUUUAUUCUGCAGUAGUGUUUUUAUGAAACUUGCUUUCAACAGGAGACUAAUGCAUGAACCUCAUAUUACUAAGGUGUAUUAUUCUACAGUGGUGUUAUUGUAAGUUGGUUUUGACAGGAGAAGAAUUCAUGCACCUUACAGCAUAAUGUUGCCAAUAUGCCCUGUUUUGUUCUGCAGUGGUGUUUUUGUGAAGUUUUGUUUCAACAGGAGACUAAUUCAUGAGCCCCGUAUUCUCGAUAAGAUGCUCUGUCUUAUUUUGCAAUGGUGCUUUUGUGAAGUUUGGUUUUGGCAGGAGAAUAACUCAUAAAAUUCAUGUCAAAUUACAUUUCUUUAUACAACUGUGUUAGAAAUGGCACUUUUGCAUUCUCAUGAAUAAGAAGUUUACUUACUACUUACGUUUUUUUAAUUGUGUAUUCCAAGUACUCAUGUUUAUACUUUUAGGAAUAUGUUUAGUAAUUGUAUAUAUGGUUUCUGUGGAGUUGAUGUUGAUAAGAGGUAGUCUUUAAAACAUGGGCAGUUUUUUUUUUUGGUUGUUUUUUGUUUUGGUUUGGUUUGGUUUGGUUUUGGUUUUUCAAGACAGGGUUUCUCUGUAGCUUUGGAGCCUGUCCUGGACUAGCUCUGUAGACCAGGCUGGUCUCGAACUCACAGAGAUCCACCUGCCUCUACCUCCUAAGUGCUGGGAUUACAGGCGUGCGCCACCACCGCCCGGCACAUGGGCAGUUUUAUACAUACAUAUUAUCCUGCUAAAGGAAUGUUAUAGGUUUGUUUACCGUCUUAAUUUUGGCACUAUUCCUUGAUGUCAAGACAUUUUGUGUAAGUUUCUCUUAGCCGAAUUGUACAGUAUAGAAUAUUAGAUGAUUUAGUCAUAUUAGCCAAUUUAAGCAUCUUUUAGUCACUUCAUCCCCUCCCCUCGUAGUACCUAAGGUGCUGUUGUUGAGUGUUAUUUCUUUGAUCAACUAAGAGUAGUGUUUGAUUUUAUAAUAUUUUGUCUUCAAAUUGAUUGCAUGUUUGGUGUGUACUUUUGUGUGGUAGAAAAAAGCAAAAAUAAAGUAACUGUUUGGAGAAUUAAAAA